This is a messenger RNA of Pan troglodytes (chimpanzee), 979 nucleotides long. RefSeq names its product myosin light chain 12A (gene MYL12A). The record is from RefSeq and is a predicted model, not a curated record. Gene Ontology annotation, molecular function: calcium ion binding. The coding region runs from base 146 to 661 and encodes 171 amino acids. Lineage: Eukaryota; Metazoa; Chordata; Mammalia; Primates; Hominidae. The transcript has 4 exons.
CGGGCUUCCUUCCGGCUUGCUAAGUAGAGGCCGGAAGCAGUGGUUUUUAGCGGCUCUCUGGGUAGCAGGGUGGUGUGAUAGCGGCAGCGAGGGGCUCGCAGAGGUGCUCGGAUUCUCGUAGCUGUGCCGGGACUUAACCACCACCAUGUCGAGCAAAAGAACAAAGACCAAGACCAAGAAGCGCCCUCAGCGUGCAACAUCCAAUGUGUUUGCUAUGUUUGACCAGUCACAGAUUCAGGAGUUCAAAGAGGCCUUCAACAUGAUUGAUCAGAACAGAGAUGGUUUCAUCGACAAGGAAGAUUUGCAUGAUAUGCUUGCUUCAUUGGGGAAGAAUCCAACUGAUGAGUAUCUAGAUGCCAUGAUGAAUGAGGCUCCAGGCCCCAUCAAUUUCACCAUGUUCCUCACCAUGUUUGGUGAGAAGUUAAAUGGCACAGAUCCUGAAGAUGUCAUCAGAAACGCCUUUGCUUGCUUUGAUGAAGAAGCAACUGGCACCAUUCAGGAAGAUUACUUGAGAGAGCUGCUGACAACCAUGGGGGAUCGGUUUACAGAUGAGGAAGUGGAUGAGCUGUACAGAGAAGCACCUAUUGAUAAAAAGGGGAAUUUCAAUUACAUCGAGUUCACACGCAUCCUGAAACAUGGAGCCAAAGACAAAGAUGACUGAAAGAACUUCAAAUUCCAGCCAAACGUUCCUUGUUGCCACUUUGGGUAUUCUGAGAUUUUCUCUUGCAUGCCCUUAGCUUUACAGCUUUUGCAUUUCCUGUUGUAUUUAUUCUCAGCCAUUUUGGGCAUAUGUAUCUUUAUAAUCAGACUGGAAACGGGACUUUCUAUUAAUAUCAUUUUCAGAAUAGAAAAUAGGGUAAUUUAACCUACCAGCCCUUCUCCCCCAGUAACUGUGGUCUAUACAGAGUCAAUAUAUUUUUUCAGAGAAAGUUAUUCGCUCGAUUUUUUCUGAAUCAUAAUUAAACUUUAUGAUAAAAUA